Molecule: messenger RNA, 1113 nt
Organism: Neoarius graeffei (lesser salmon catfish)
Lineage: Eukaryota; Metazoa; Chordata; Actinopteri; Siluriformes; Ariidae
Gene: sp5l
Product: Sp5 transcription factor-like
Exons: 2
Coding region: 1-1113 (370 amino acids)
Biological process (GO): regulation of transcription by RNA polymerase II
Molecular function (GO): RNA polymerase II cis-regulatory region sequence-specific DNA binding; DNA-binding transcription factor activity, RNA polymerase II-specific
Source: RefSeq, a predicted model, not a curated record
AUGGCUGCGCUGGCGCUCUCCAGAACCGACACUUUACUCCACAACUUCUUCCAGGAUCGUACCCCGAGCUCCUCUCCAGAGACUGGCCCCAAUCCACUGUCUUUCCUGGCUACCACGUGCAGCCAGGCUUGGCAGGUGAGCAGCAGCGUGGGCACCGAAGGGGCUCAGUUCCCUUAUGAGGGCACAGUAGGGACCACGUCCAGCAUGUUUCAGCUGUGGAGCAAUGAUGUGGCCCCCAAUUCCAGCCUGAGUGCCCAUCAUAUGGCCUUCACCGUGCCCAAGAUGCAGUUCCCCGGCCAUGUCCAGAGUAACCUGGGCUCACAUUCGCACCACCACCAUCACCAUCACCACCACCAUCAUCACCACGAGCUGCCUCUUACCCCUCCAGCCGAUCCUCCUGCUGCUUCAUACUCAUUUGAGGUCUCGCCGGUCAAAAUGCUGUCGUCACAGGCGCAAGGAAACGCUCAGUACUAUGCACAGCACAAUGCUGUUGGUCAGAACUUUCCCAGCUUCCUGCAAAACAAUUCAGCCAGACCACACCUGCCUGGAGGGCACAUCGAAGACAGCCAGCAGUGGUGGAGUCUUCCUCAGAGCAACACCAGCACCUCUAGUCACCCGUUCUCCCUGGGAAGGCAGCUGGUUUUAGGCCACCAGCCUCAGAUUGCUGCUCUGCUGCAAGGCACCUCCAAGAGCCUGCUGAGCUCCACACGCCGCUGCCGCCGCUGUAAGUGCCCGAACUGCCAAACCAUGGGGAACACCACCGGCAGCCUGGAGUUUGGCAAAAAAAGACUGCACAUCUGUCACAUUCCGGAGUGCGGCAAGGUGUACAAGAAGACAUCCCACCUAAAAGCGCACUUGCGCUGGCAUGCAGGUGAGAGGCCUUUCAUUUGCAACUGGCUCUUCUGCGGUAAGAGCUUCACACGUUCUGACGAGCUUCAGAGGCACCUGCGCACACACACUGGCGAGAAGCGAUUCGGCUGCACACAAUGUGGCAAGAGGUUCAUGCGUAGCGAUCACCUCUCCAAGCAUGUCAAGACCCACCAGAGCAGGAAGGGUCGGUCCAGCCAACCCUCUCAUGCUGACCCACAUCUGAGCAACAUUAAGAGGGAGUGA